This is a messenger RNA of Spirometra erinaceieuropaei, 2570 nucleotides long. The record is from the annotation of a GenBank genome assembly. Lineage: Eukaryota; Metazoa; Platyhelminthes; Cestoda; Diphyllobothriidea; Diphyllobothriidae.
AUGUCCGUACAGAACAUGGGCGAUCCCGAGUGCCAACGCGUCAUCUCCAAGAUGCGGAUGCAGGGCGCUUCCUCGUCAGUGGUGGGACAAAGGGUAUGGAAGACACGACGAGCGGCAUACGUGCGAAGUCGUGUGUACUUGUUCUUUGCCCGAUAGCGUGGUCCCAUAAAACCCAUUUUUUGGCAUCAAGGACUUUAUAGGCCACAGUACGGACGAAAAUAUUCAGAAAAACAGCGCUGCUAAAUUUCGACCUAGUAACGGGAGUGGGGAUAAGCAUGCGAAAAAUCACAAACGACCACGAGACAGCUUUAGCGCAGACUACUUACCACACACCAGAAUCGUAAAUGGCGCCCGAAGCGGUUCACGUGAACGAGGGGUGUGUUACGAACCUACCCGCUCACCGGUAAUUUUUCUCACUCAAUACUUUUAUUUCCUUUUUCAGGGCCGCGUUCAACGCCCACAAACAACCCGAACAAUAACAAGGGUCCUGAUAACGUUCAAUUUGUCUAAUGUUUCCCCUUGUUUAUGCAGCCGGCUGCGUUCCCCCCUUUCGUAAUCUUAUUGUUAGGGCUUAGAUUGCUCCUAUCGGUUUUCUCCCCCUCUUCUGUGCCCCUUUAUUAUCUCACUCGUUAUUAUAACAGUAUCCCAUUCGGGAUAUAUCCUUCUAUUGUUUGAUGUGUGGUGUCUGCGUGCGGAUCACUGAGGCACUUAUUACUCAGUUCCCGUAGGUCGUCACAGGUGUGUGAUGCCUUUUGUGUUCAAAUUAAAGUGUUUAAAUCUUUAUUAAGCCUCUUAGAGAUUUCCGUACCUCUACUUUAAGACUGUUGAGGGAUUAGAGCACUAAAAAAGCACUAGAGUCGGCCUAGCAUUGACCUUGGCCUAACCGUGAAGGACCGUGUAUUCCGUGAACUGUGCGUAAUUCGAGUUCCUAAAUCGACAUCCGAUUUUUAUUUUCUGUUUCUUGACAGAGCCUUCAUGCAUAUUUGCUUUUCUCAUUUAUUGCUUUUUGGCGACGGUAUGUUUAUAUGCGGUGUGUAGGGGUGCCUAGCUGUGGGUCCACGUGACGAUCGUUGUGGGUCGCUCGCUGGCUUGCAGGUAUAGAUUAUGUCUCGAGUCCAUUUGCUGGCACCAAACUCUCACCUAUGGCUCCCCGAAGCUAUGUUCCGCCUAUCAACCACACCCCGGUAACCGCCUCGGCCGGUGGGCUAAACCAGGCGAGGGCAUCCGUCUGUGUUUCAUCGCACACGGUAAUCUCGGUUCCGCUGGCCGGAUGGAUCACCUCAUCGGCAUCUCCGAGAUGAUGCUCCGUCUUGAAAACCGUAGAAGGCCACAAAGUAGGUGAACACCCAGGUAAGCGAACAUAGCUCUGCUUUCUUUGCUUUCGCUUGUUCUUGUCUGCUAGAUCUAUGUCUGCUUGUUCGUGUUUGUCCUUGUUGAAAGCUAAAGACCGUUCUGCUGAAUUUUCUGUGUUGCUAUUCUUGCCUGCUUGCCUUUGGCCUGCAUGUUUGCGUCCGUCCUUACUGUAAGCUAGAUGACGUUCUGUAGAAUUUGUCUACUUACGUUUAUAUUUCACCAACCAGGUAGCAUACAGAGGGUGGGAAAGCUCUGCUUCCCGUCUCUCUACUCUUCUCCUGUCGCCUCCCCCUGUAAGCCUAACAGCGUGUUCGUAGGCGGGUCCAGGCUAACUUGGACCGUCCUCCCAUUAAACAAAAGUCGUAGCUCAUAGUGGAGUACGACAGCCGUUUGGGACAACUGAGCAGCCCUAUUUAGCGAGAGCACUGCUCACCCCUGCGAGCGGGAAGGGGCUAGAAAAGGUGCACUAAACAAAUGCUGGAGACCCACGCCGUCUGCAGACUGACCGCGGCCUCAGACGCCAAACUCACAGUCGAAACAACCAAAUAAGAAACAAGACUAUCUUUUUCCCUCCUUCUCCCCUCCGCUCCACUUGCCAGACUGGUAGGGUGAGUUUACUCACUCUGGCAGUCUGGAAUUUUCGUUCCGUUUCAGACAAUCUGAGGAACAAUCGACCGGAACAGAGGACAACGAAAGUGGCUCAGGAACUGGCGCGUUACAAGGUGGACAUCACCGCACUCAGUGAGAGCCGGCUCUCCGAACAAAGCAAACGGGAAGAGGUGAAUGCCGGCUGCACCUUCUUCUGGAGCGGUCGCCCCAGGGCACAGCGAAGGGAUGCGAAAGUCGCCUUUGCCAUCCGGAACGCCAUCGUGGGACGACUGCCCUGUCUGCCGCAGGGCAUCAAAGAUCGUCUGAUGAGCCUCCGCCUGCCUCUCCGCGGAGGCAAAUUCGCCACAAUCAUCAGUGUCUACGCCACCCUGAUGACCAGUCCUGAUUCUGUAAGGGCGAAGUUCUACGAGGACCUGCACGCAUUCCUGGUGUCUGUGUCGAAGGCGGAUAAGUUGAUUUUCCUUGGUGACUUCAACGCCCGCGUCGGCAUAGACCAUGCUGUCUGGAGAGGAAUGCUAGGUCCCUAUAGUCUUGACGACUCCAACGACAAUUACCUGCUCCUCCUACGAACCUGCGCCGAACACCGACUCAUCCUGACCAACACUUAG